AAUCUAGCUAGCUUGGCGCUGGCUUGGUGUUUUUCAGUUUUUAGUGGUAAAAACAGCUCGCGCUGCAGCUGAUUCAACACUGCCUCGUUAUUCUGGGGAUCUAACCGAGUUAAUAGUCUACUAUAGCAUCAUCCAGCACACCUCCUAUAGUUUAAAACGGUCGAUUAUGGGACGGAGAAUGACGCAGGAUUUCCACGGAGCAGCCGCUGCGGAGUUCACUGUUGACAUUAACAGCCUCCAGUAGGAGACGUCCAGCAAGAGACAGAGACGUCCAGCAGGAGACGUCCAGCAAGAGACAGAGACGUCCAGCAAGGGACAGAGACGUCCAGUAGGAGACGUCCAGUAGGAGACAGAGACGUCCAGUAGAAGACAGACGUCCAAUAGGAGACGUCGGCGGGCCAAUCCGAGUCACAAGACUUGUCCCCUGAGCUGCUGGCCGUCUGCUCUGUUUCUCUCCAGGAUCUGAAGGGAUGGAAAACCCCGGAUACCGCACCGGGAGCUUUGACAGCCUUCAUCACCCCAACAGUGACGAUGAUGAUGACGAGAUGGUGGACAUUGCAGGAGCCACACUGGACUUCUCCACCACGGACGACGACCCCCCUCUCAGCUCAGGAGGUUAUGAUGAUGAGCAGAGCAGCAGCAGCAGCAGAGCAGCCGGUAUGAACGGUAACGGCCCCUCUAAACUGGUGGACCCGCUGGAGGACCCGCUGCCCGGACUGGGCACCUACGAAGACUUCAACACCAUCGACUGGGUCCGAGAGAAGAGCAAGGACCGCGACAGACACAGAGAGAUCACCAAUAAGAGCAAACAGUCGACGGUGGCUCUGCUGCACAGCGUCAGUGAUGCCUUCUCUGGAUGGUUGCUCAUGCUGCUGGUGGGACUCAUGUCAGGUGCUCUGGCCGGCGGCAUCGACAUUGCCGCCCACUGGCUGACGGACAUGAAGGAAGGAGUUUGUCUCAUCGGCUUCUGGUUCAACCACGAGCACUGCUGCUGGACGUCCAACGAGACGACGUUCCAGGAGAGGGACCGGUGUCCACAGUGGCAGAGCUGGGCCGAGCUCAUAACGGGGACAUCGGAGGGUCCGUUUGCCUACAUAGUGAACUACCUGAUGUACAUCGUCUGGGCGCUACUCUUCGCGUUCCUAGCCGUCACGCUGGUCCGGGCCUUCGCUCCGUACGCAUGUGGCUCAGGAAUACCAGAGAUUAAAACCAUCCUCAGUGGGUUCAUCAUCCGUGGCUACCUGGGCAAGUGGACCCUGAUUAUCAAGACCAUCACCCUGGUCCUAGCCGUCUCCUCUGGGCUCAGCUUAGGGAAGGAGGGCCCUCUGGUCCACGUGGCCUGCUGCUGCGCUAACAUACUGUGUCAUCUGUUCACCAAGUACCGCAAGAAUGAAGCCAAGCGACGAGAGGUGUUGUCUGCAGCAGCGGCGGUGGGUGUGUCGGUGGCCUUCGGUGCUCCCAUCGGAGGAGUCCUGUUCAGCCUGGAGGAGGUGAGUUAUUACUUCCCUCUGAAGACCCUGUGGCGUUCCUUCUUCGCCGCCCUGGUAGCAGCCUUCACUCUGCGCUCCAUCAACCCGUUUGGAAACAGCCGCCUGGUGCUGUUCUACGUGGAGUUUCACGCUCCGUGGCACCUGGUGGAGCUGGCCCCCUUCAUCCUGCUGGGGAUCUUCGGAGGCCUGUGGGGGGCGCUGUUCAUCAGGGCCAACAUCGCCUGGUGCAGGAGACGUAAAUCCACUCGUCUGGGUCACUACCCCGUCAUGGAGGUGCUGGUGGUCGCGGCGCUGACCGCUGUCGUCGCCUACCCGAACAGCUACACCAGGAUGAGCGGAGCAGAGCUCAUCGCUGAGCUGUUCAACGACUGCUCGCUGCUCGACUCCUCGCAGCUCUGCGGCUACAAACAGCCAACCAACACAUCAGAAACAGGUGUAGGUAACAGCCUGGCCGACCGGCCGGCAGGAGAGGGCCUCUACACCGCUCUGUGGCAGCUGGCCCUGGCCUUAGUUUUCAAGAUGAUGAUCACUGUGAUCACCUUCGGCAUGAAGGUCCCCUCUGGUCUCUUCAUCCCCAGCAUGGCAGUCGGAGCCAUCGCUGGCAGACUGCUGGGCGUCGGCAUGGAGCAGCUGGCCUACUACAACCAUGACUCGUUCAUCUUUAAAGGCUGGUGCUCGCCGGGAGCAGACUGCAUCACCCCGGGCCUCUACGCCAUGGUGGGAGCCGCCGCAUGUUUAGGGGGAGUGACUCGUAUGACGGUGUCGCUGGUCGUCAUCAUGUUUGAGCUGACUGGCGGUCUGGAGUACAUCGUCCCCCUCAUGGCUGCGACCAUGACCAGCAAAUGGGUGGCAGAUGCUUUCGGAAGAGAGGGAAUCUAUGAGGCUCACAUCAGGCUGAACGGAUACCCGUUCCUAGAGGCCAAAGAGGAGUUUGAGCACAGCAGCCUGACGGUGGACGUGAUGAGGCCCAGGAGGUCGGACCCGGCGCUGGCUGUGCUCACACAGGAGGGCAUGACUGUAGGGGAGGUAGAGGCCUUGGUGGAAAGCACUCACUACAGUGGCUUCCCUGUGGUCGUCUCUCAGGAGUCCCAGAGGCUGGUGGGAUUUGUCCUCAGAAGAGACCUGCUCAUAUCAAUAGACAACGCCCGAAAGCGCCAGGAGGGCGUCGUCAGCGCUUCCCAGGUGGUCUUCACUGAGCAUACUCCAGCUCAGCCUGCCGACGGUCCACCGCCGCUCCGCCUCAGAGGCAUCAUGGACCUGAGCCCCUUCACCGUCACAGACCACACGCCCAUGGACAUCACUGUGGACAUCUUCAGGAAGCUGGGCCUACGCCAGUGUCUAGUUACACAUAACGGGAGGCUGCUGGGAAUCAUCACAAAGAAAGACAUCCUGAAACACAUGGCGCAGAUCGCCAACAGAGACCCCGACUCCAUCCUCUUCAACUGAACUCCGUCCUCUUCGUCAUCCUUCCAUCUCUCCUCUGUAGACCAGCGGGAGAAGAAGACACCAGCUCGGAAACUAAACGCACCUUUUACCUCUUCAACUUUGAUAAAAAAGGCUGUUGGAGAAGGCCAAGUAAGUGGAGCUCCGUUUGCACAUGCGACUAGAGAACAAUGAAUCCUUCUUUUUUUUUUUGUAACGUGGAGGCGUUUUUGGCUUUCCGUUUUUGGCUCAUCCUCGCUGACACUGCUGGCCCCAAUUUCAUGUUCAACCCAGAAGGAUGCAGUACAGGGACACAUGAGAAAUAAGUCAAUGGAUUAGUUCACAUCUGCUCCCUUUUUGGCUUUUUCCAUUCCUACCUUUCUCUCUUUCUAAAGUGAGGAAUGCCAUCUUGCUUCUCUGCAACACCUAAAGAGAAAAACAUUUAAAAGGAGGAGGGAACAGAUAAUCCUCUCUGUCAUAAAUACUGAGGAGAAAUAAAGACAUCAGGGGAGAGAAAGGGCGGUUUGUGGAGCUCCGUGCCCUCCGGCCGUCACAGCGAGCCCAGACAGAGCACUCUGAGCUGGGCUGAUGGAUGCUCUGCCUCCUCCUCCUCCUCCUCCUCCUCCCUCCCUCCCUCACUCCCUCCCUCCUGUGAGGUUUCCUGCAGCCUCGGGGGGGUGAAGCAUCCAGGAGUGUGAGAAGAGGAUCUAAUACACACACUUACACUCCAUAAAGACUUCAUGACAGCCUGGGAACUCUCCAGAAAUGUCUUUAUGUUUUGUCAUAUAGACUCUUGUGAUUAGUAACGCGGCUCCAGCCUGGGAACUAUGCAGUGUUGUCUCGCCAUUCUUCUGAGUGGCGGUUAUAUUCCAAUACAGAAAUCAUAAUGACAAUUCUGCACAAACCACGUCAUGCCUUAUGGAAGGGUGUAGGUGUUUCUGGGCUGCUGUGGAAGGGCUAAAAUAAUACAAAAAGAGAGAAUCAUGACACAUAAGUAAUUUAUGUAAAUGUAAAAUUGUUUGUCCCACUAAAUUAUUUCACUGAC
This is a messenger RNA of Sebastes umbrosus (honeycomb rockfish), 3957 nucleotides long. It is a transcript of the gene clcn5b, whose product is annotated as chloride channel, voltage-sensitive 5b. Gene Ontology annotation, molecular function: voltage-gated chloride channel activity. Bases 471 to 2936 code for a protein of 821 amino acids. Gene Ontology annotation, cellular component: membrane; early endosome; Golgi apparatus. The record is from RefSeq and is a predicted model, not a curated record. NCBI's taxonomy places the organism in Eukaryota, Metazoa, Chordata, Actinopteri, Perciformes, Sebastidae. Gene Ontology annotation, biological process: transmembrane transport; chloride transport. The transcript has 17 exons.